AUGUCUGAGCCUGAGUUUGAGCAAGCCCGCAAGGAGCUCGUCUCCACCCUUGAAUCUUCCUCCCUCUUCCAGAAGAACCCCGAGUACAAGAAGGCACUCGAGGUUGCCUCCGUUCCCGAGCGCAUCAUCCAGUUCCGCGUUGUCUGGGAGAACGACAAGGGCGAGUGCCAGGUCAACAAGGGAUACCGUGUGCAAUUCAACUCUGCUCUCGGUCCCUACAAGGGCGGUCUCCGCUUCCACCCCACCGUCAACCUUUCCAUCCUCAAGUUCUUGGGUUUCGAGCAAAUCUUCAAGAAUGCUCUCACCGGCCUGAACAUGGGCGGUGGCAAGGGCGGUGCCGACUUCGACCCCAAGGGCAAGUCCGACAACGAAAUCCGCAAGUUCUGCGUUUCUUUCAUGAGGGAGCUGAACAAGCACAUCGGUGCUGACACAGACGUUCCUGCGGGCGACAUCGGCGUCGGUGGACGUGAGAUUGGAUACCUCUUUGGCACAUACAGAGCUGAGCGCAACCGCUGGGAGGGUGUCCUCACCGGCAAGGGUGGCGCAUGGGGAGGCUCCUUGAUCCGUCCUGAGGCGACGGGAUUCGGUCUCGUCUACUACGUCGAGCACAUGAUCACAUACGCCAGCGGCGGCAAGGAGUCGUUCAAGGGCAAGCGCGUUGCUCUAUCCGGAUCCGGCAACGUGGCUCAGUACGCUGCGCUCAAGAUUAUGGAGCUCGGCGGUAUUGUUGUCUCUCUCUCCGACUCCAAGGGUGCUCUCAUCGCCGAGGGCGACAAGGGUUUCUCUGCCGACGAUAUUGAGAAGAUUGCUACCCUCAAGCUCCAGCGCAAGGCGCUCUCUGCUCUUGACAACCACAGCUUCAAGUAUGUUGAGGGUGCGCGCCCCUGGAAGGAGGUUGGCAAGAUCGACAUUGCCCUUCCCUCAGCGACCCAGAACGAGGUCUCCGAGGAUGAGGCGAAGGCUCUUAUCGAGGCUGGCGCCAAGUACAUCGCCGAGGGUUCCAACAUGGGUUGCACUCAGGAGGCUAUCGACGUCUUCGAGGCUCACCGCAAGGAGAAGAAGAGCGAGGCCAUCUGGUACGCACCUGGAAAGGCUGCCAACGCCGGUGGUGUUGCCGUCUCUGGUCUCGAGAUGGCCCAGAACUCACAGCGUCUGUCCUGGACUUCCGAGGAGGUUGACGAGAAGCUCAAGAAGAUCAUGAAGGACUGCUUCGACAACUGCCUCGAGACCGCCAAGGAGUACAUCACCCCCGCCGAGGGCGAGUUCCCAUCCCUUGUUGGCGGUGCCAACGUUGCUGGUUUCCGCAAGGUUGCUGCUGCCAUGCACGAUCAGGGUGACUGGUGGUAA
Messenger RNA from Ascochyta rabiei, 1347 nucleotides. Its product is annotated as Glutamate dehydrogenase (NADP(+)). Gene Ontology annotation, cellular component: cytosol. The transcript has 3 exons. The record is from RefSeq and is a predicted model, not a curated record. NCBI's taxonomy places the organism in Eukaryota, Fungi, Ascomycota, Dothideomycetes, Pleosporales, Didymellaceae. Gene Ontology annotation, molecular function: L-glutamate dehydrogenase (NADP+) activity. Bases 1 to 1347 code for a protein of 448 amino acids.